GUUCCUGCUAUUCAGCAAAAAAGAACUGUAGCAUUUCUAAACCAGUUUGUGGUUCACACAGUGCAGUUUCUCAACCGCUUUUCUACUGUUUGUGAAGAGAAAUUGUCAGCACUUUCUCUCCGUAUCCAACAGAUUGAAACAACACUCAAUAUUUUGGAUGCAAAGUUAUCCUCUAUUCCUGGCCUAGAAGACGUCAAAUUUCAAGUGUCCAGUGCAAAUACGAACAGUGUUACAAAUGGUCCUGUGGUACAAGCUACUACAGAUCAACAGACAGCUGUAUCACCUCAAUCUGGACAGAACAAUAUACAUGAAGAAGGGUUACAGAAAACAGAAGUCGUAACAGAAAAUGUCAGAACUGUGGCUAAGGAUCCAAGAUAUGCCAGAUAUCUCAAAAUGGUACAAGUGGGUGUUCCUGUAAUGGCAAUACGAAACAAAAUGAUUUCUGAAGGGCUAAAUCCAGAUCUUCUCGAGACCCCAGAUGCCCCUGUGCCUGCCUGGGGAGAUGAUGGGAAAGCAGAAGACAGUUCUGAUAGUGAAUCUUCAUUUAGUGACUGAAGAGACUGAUUUUGGCCUUUGGAAACCUCUGUUAAGUGCUAAUGUGGUUGGAGCUUUAGCAGACAGUGGUUUUGCAUGGGUCACAUGGGUGACAUGAUUUAUCUGACAGCAUUUUUUAAUAACUAAUAUCCUCCCAGAUAUAGAUACGUUCCCUCCCACAAAGUUUGAACAGGCAGCAUGUUUCAACCUGAACCUUCCCACCAUGAA
Molecule: messenger RNA, 762 nt
Organism: Antrostomus carolinensis (chuck-will's-widow)
Lineage: Eukaryota; Metazoa; Chordata; Aves; Caprimulgiformes; Caprimulgidae
Gene: WASHC3
Product: WASH complex subunit 3
Exons: 6
Biological process (GO): actin filament polymerization; exocytosis
Cellular component (GO): WASH complex
Source: RefSeq, a predicted model, not a curated record